Messenger RNA from Eimeria acervulina, 3177 nucleotides. Its product is annotated as ATPase, AAA family domain-containing protein, putative. The coding region runs from base 1 to 3177 and encodes 1058 amino acids. Gene Ontology annotation, cellular component: cytoplasm. Lineage: Eukaryota; Apicomplexa; Conoidasida; Eucoccidiorida; Eimeriidae. The record is from RefSeq and is a predicted model, not a curated record. The transcript is spliced from 6 exons. Gene Ontology annotation, molecular function: ATP hydrolysis activity; ATP binding.
AUGAAUGCCUCGUUGAGUUCUCUCUACGCACGCCAGUGGCAGAAGCAGCAAGCAGAAGAGCAGCAGCAGCAGCAGCAGCAGCAACAACAGCAGCAACGAAAGAAGCAGGACUCCGACAUUAGGGGCUCCCUGCAGGCUGCUGCGCAGCAGCUGCAGCAGCAGCUGCACCAACGUGGAAAAGCUAAGGAGCAGCAGCAGGAGCAGCAGCAAAGUGCUGCUGCCCCUGCUGCUGCUGCAGUUGUAGCGCAGCAGAAUGGGACAGCAGCAGCAGCAGCAGCAACAUCAACAGCAGCAGCAGCAGCAGAUGGUUCUGAUGCAGAGAGCCGGAAGGCGCAGCAACGACGGAGAGCCGCUCGGCGUUCUGCAACUGCAGCAGUAGCAGCAGCAGCAGCAGCUGCUGCUGCUGCUGCUGCUAGAGCUGAGGCCCAGGGCUCCGGGUCUGUGAUGCGCGGCGGUGCUGCUGCAGCACCAGAAGCAGCAGCAGCAGCAGCAAUAGCGCCAAGCAGGCUGCCUGAGGUGUCUCUCGCUACCCUUGUUGGUGUAUCCGCUGCUGUCAAAGACAAAAUAAAUAAACAUAUUAUUCUCCCAUUCCUUGUUAAUCAUCUACUUGAAAACCAGCAGCAGCAGCAGCAGCAGCAGCAGCAGCAGCAGCAGCAGCAGCAGCAGCAGGAGCUUGAGGUGGACUGGGAGAAACACGGCGAGGAAAGCAAAGAACAAAGCAGCAGUACUGCAGCAAGCAACAGCAACAGCAGCAGCAGCAGAAGCAGCAACAGCCUUGUUUGUUCACGUGGGGUGCUGCUGUGGGGCCCACCUGGCGUAGGCAAGUCGCACCUUGCUGCUGCUGCUGCGCGCACCCUCCACGACAUACUGCAGCAGCAGCAGCAGCAGCAACAGCAGCAGCCACAACAACAACAGCAGAAGCAGGAGAGCUCGUUGGACAGCAACGACAGCAGCAAGAAUGAGAACGGCAGGAACAGCGGUGAUGAAGACAACAGCAGCAGCAACAACAGCAACAGCAGCAGCAGCAGCAGCAGCAAUGCGUUGCGACUGUACAAUUUGUCUGUUGCUGCAUGCAUUGGGGCUGGGGGAGAGGAGGUGCUCGAGCAAACAUUUGCUGCUUGCAGAGAUGCAGCACCUGCUGUUUUGCUGCUAGACCGCCUCGACUGUCUCUGCAGCAGCAGCAGCAGCAGCGGGGCAGAUAGCAGCAGCAACAGCAGCAGCAGCAGCAGCAGCAGCAGCGUGACUGGGCUCGUUGACGCCAUCUGCCGCUGCAUCGAUUCGCUCCGCGGCACUCAGGUCUUCGUGAUAGGAUUAGCUUGUAGCUGCAGCGGCGUCCCCUUAGCGCUGCGGCGCAGCGGGCGGCUUGACGUUGAAUUGCAGCUGUCUCCUCCUACGAGAGAAGAGAGAUUAGAAAUUCUUCAAGCAGUGGCUAAGACGCUGCCUUUUAAGGUGUCUGCUGGGCUAGAAGCUGCAGCAGAUGCAGCUGCUGGGGCUGUUGCUGCAGAUCUGCAUGCGCUGCUGCAUGCUGCUGCUAUUGCUGCUCUUCAACGCACCCAGCAGCAGCAACAGCAGCAGCAGCAACAGCAGCAGCAGCAAUCAGGGAGUGGGGGGAGAGGGAGCAGCAGUACCGCCAGCGCGCCUGGAGCAGCAGCAACAACAGGUGCAGCAGCAGCAGCGGCAGCAGCAGCAGCAGGAGGCUGCAUACCUGAUGGAGUUGAGUUGAUGAAGGCCGAUGUGCAGCAAGCAAUCAAAGAAGUGCGGCUAACUAUGCAAAAGGAGACAGGCGUUAUAAACAAAAUGUCUCUAAACGCUGAAUGGAGAGAUGUAGGCGGACUGCGAGCAGCAAAAAAACAAAUCGAAGACAAAAUCAUAUUUCCUGUACUCUUCCCUCAACUCUACAAACAGAUCGGCCUGCGUCGACCAAGCGGCAUAUUGAUGUUUGGGCCUCCGGGCUGCGGAAAGACAAUGCUUGCGCGUGCUUUAGCGAGAACUUGCAAUGCGCACUUCUUCUCAGUCAAGGGGCCUGAGCUGCUGAACAAGUUUGUGGGGGAGAGUGAAGCUGCACUUCGGCGUUUAUUUACAAAGGCGGGGCUUUUCUCUCCUUCUGUUAUAUUUUUUGACGAGAUUGAUGCUCUCUGCAGUGCUAGAGAAGGUGCUUUAAAUAACAACUCAUUAAACGCAAACAACGCACCCUACUCUCACUGGCUAAGGCAGCAGCAGCAGCAGCAGCAACAGCAGCAGCAGCAGCAGCAGCGGGAGUGUGAAGGAGAGUCAGAGCGGGAUAAGAAGAAGCAAAAGAUACGCGAUACGUCUGCCUCAAACCCCCGCAGCAGCAGCAGCAGCAGCAGGAGCAGCAGCAGCAGCAGCAGCAGCAGCAGGGUUGAUGAGAGGUUGAUAGCGCAGAUGCUCACGGAGCUAGAUGGUGUAGCAGCAAGAGAAAAUAUAUUUGUUGUUGCUGCAACUAAUCGCCCGGAUAUAAUUGAUGCAGCACUGCUUAGGCCAGGGAGGUUAGAAGUGCAGGUGUAUGUACACCUGCCACACUUCGAAGAUAGAAAACAUAUCUUCAGGUGCGGGCUUAAAACCCUACUCACAGACGUCGUGCGUCAGCAGCAGCAGCAACAGCAGCAGCAGCAACAGCAGCAGCAGCAGCAGCAAGUGGAACAGGAAGAAGUCGUGGAGGAGCGCCUGCAGCACUUCGACUUCGCACAACUCGCCAAAGAGGCAGAGGGGUUCAGUGGGGCAGACAUCGACGCGGCUCUGCGUGCUGCAGCAGCAGAUCUGCUUCAGCAGCAGCGAGAUGAAUUUGUUAAGGCCCUGAAGCAGCAGGUGAGGGCCGAGCUGCAGCAGCAAGUAAGCAGCAGCAGCAGCAGCAGCAGCAACAGCAGCAGUUUCGUUGCGAAAGCAGCACUGCAGGAACUCGACUCCCUCUCUGCCUUUGAGGUGUACGGGCUGUGCAACCGCCUUGGCGGCAGUCUUGCUGCAGCAGCAGCAGCAGCAGCAGCAGCUGGGGGCCCCGCUGUUGCUGCUGCUGCUGCGCUGCAGCUUAAUCAGCAGCAGCUGCUGCGAGCCGUCAGGCGAACAAAGCCCUCUGUCUCCCCUCAGCAAACUGCUUUCUAUGAGGGCUAUGCAGAGACAGUUGGGGCUGUGGGGCCCCACAGUGUAGGAGACAGUCCAUAA